This is a messenger RNA of Gadus morhua (Atlantic cod), 2337 nucleotides long. It is a transcript of the gene ndufv3, whose product is annotated as NADH:ubiquinone oxidoreductase subunit V3. The record is from RefSeq and is a predicted model, not a curated record. Gene Ontology annotation, cellular component: respiratory chain complex I; mitochondrion. NCBI's taxonomy places the organism in Eukaryota, Metazoa, Chordata, Actinopteri, Gadiformes, Gadidae. Gene Ontology annotation, biological process: mitochondrial ATP synthesis coupled electron transport. Bases 27 to 2165 code for a protein of 712 amino acids. The transcript is spliced from 4 exons.
CCGGAACAUAAUAUUGGUAACACAAAAUGGCGACCUCCUUGCUGCGGAUAGGACGACUUGGGUCUCUCAAGGCUUUGCAGCUGGAGAGCUGGGGUGGUGUGCUGCGCUGGCCAGCGGCGGCUCUCUGCACGCAGGGAGGGGAGCCCCCAGCUAACCCGGGAAAAGCUCAGAGCAAGAUAGAGGCUCCGGAUGACAGAGCAACCUUGCUAGCCUACAAGACUGCUGUCGCCUUUCCCGUUAGGCUUGCACCCGCUGGGUUUCCCCCAGCUCAUCUUCUAGGUGAACCCCAUCCUGAGGCCAUCCCUGUUGGUCAGACAGCUGUGGCCGCCGCAGCCGUGGAAGCUAGUCCAGCGGGCCAUGUCGAAACGAUUACCCAAACCCUGCCUCCUGUCACUGAGGCUGCUCCUCCUGUUUACACUGAGCCAGCCCUGCAGGCCGCUGUUGAAACCCCUCCCUCUCUACCUGAGGCGGCGGUUACCGAAACUCCCGUUGUUGCCAAAACUACAGAUGACGUGGCUCCAGCAGCUGACCCUAACCCUAACCCAGAUGAGAGAGCAUCCUUGCUAGCCUACAAGUCCGCAGUCGCCUUCCCCGUUAGGCUUGCAUCCGCCGGGUUUCCCCCAGCUCAUCUUCUAGGUGAACCCCAACCUGAGGUCAUCCCUGUUGGUCAGACAGCUGUGGCCGCCGCAGCUGCUGCCACGCUCGCCCCUCCUGCAACCACAGCUAUUGAAGCACCACUUGCCAAAGAGCUCCUUGAGGAAGCUAGUCCAGCGGGCCAUGUCGACCCGAUUACCGUCGCUGAGGCCGCUCCUCAUGUUAUCCCUGACCCAGCCCCGGAGGUCGCUGUUGAAACCCAACCCACCCUAACUGAGGCGGCGGUUACCGAAACUCCCGUUGUUGCCAAAACUACAGAUGACGUGACUCCAGCAGCUGCCACCUCCUCUCGGCCAAAAGAGCCAUCGGCAGACGGAUCGUCCUCUUCCUCUUCCUCCAGCAGCGACUCUGACUCCGACUCCGACUCUGAUUCUGAAGACUCCGAAGAGGGAGUCAAGACGAAGACGAAGGAGUCCUCUGCCACAGCGCCCUCUGCUGGAGAGGUCGGCGUGAGCCAAGACGCCGUCGCUCCCGGGGACAACAUGAAGACCGGAGAUAUCGAGCCGGAGACGGCUGCGUUCGAAACCAUUCCGGUGGACAGCCCUCCUACCUCAGCUACCCAGGCCACAGAAGAAGCUGAGGUUUCCGUAGAGACGGAUGCUGCAGCGGUCUCCAGUGAGGCGUCCGAGGAGUUGGUGGACUCCGCUCCACAGAUCUCCUCUGCGGCUGAAGAAUCAAUCGCAGACGCGGCUCCCCGGGUCCAAGAACACGCCGCCGAGCUAGCAUCUGACCCCCAACCAACACCAGACAAACCCAUCGAAACCUCUCCUCCCCCUUCUUCUUCCUCUUCUCUGGAAACCCCAUCGGAAGGACCAGCGGUUCUUGAGGCUGCAGCCGAAGCUCACUUAGAACCGGAACCCCGGGCCCCGUUAGAAGCAGCAGAAGCCCUACCUGAAGCUCCACUGGUUGAAGCGGUGGCUGAAGCUCCUCUUGAAGCUGAACCUGUGGCAGAAGAAAGCCCUGAGUCCGUGUCUGUGGCCCCAGCCGAGGUGGCAUCUGAGGCUGUUGUUAAAGCAGAGGCCCCUGUAGAGGGCGCUGAGGAGCUGAUGGAUACAGCUCCAGUCUUGACUGAAGCUGCAGGGGAGGAACUCCAAGCUGUGGAAGUUACACAUGCAGAAGAAGCUCCAUCCGCUGUGGAAGCUGCAGCCCCAGCAGCAGAAGAGAGCCCAAAGUCUGUAUCUGAAGUGGCCCCAGCCGAGCUGGCCCCUGAGGCUGCAGUUGAGACAGCGGCCCCUGUAGGGGGCUCUGAUGAGCUGGUGGAUCCUGCCCCAGUCUUGACUGAAGCUGCAGGGGAGGAACUCCAAGCAGAGAGCCCAGCUGAGCCUGAGGCUGUUGAAGCGUCUGAGGAGGCAGCAGCAGCCCCGGAGCCUGAGGAGCCGUUUGACAACAGCACGUACAAGAACUGCCAGCACCACAACUACAACACGUUCACGUUCGUCGACCUGGAUCUGGAGAUGGCCAAACACCGCCUGCCCCAGCCGUCCUCCGGCCGACCAUCUCCCCUGCACUAAAGCAGACGGCGGUGAUAUCCGAAGAGUCGUGACAGUCUAUCUCGGAAAUACCCCCUCCCUGAAUACGUUUUGUCUGUUAAUGAUGGCGAUGUGCUUGCCCUUUGUAUCUAUGGUGCACUUAAUUCCGUUGUGAAAAGAAAUGUGAUGAUAUAUUAAAGUUCACCUAUUUGAA